This is a messenger RNA of Botrytis byssoidea, 1155 nucleotides long. RefSeq lists its product as uncharacterized. The transcript is spliced from 3 exons. The coding region runs from base 1 to 1155 and encodes 384 amino acids. The record is from RefSeq and is a predicted model, not a curated record. NCBI's taxonomy places the organism in Eukaryota, Fungi, Ascomycota, Leotiomycetes, Helotiales, Sclerotiniaceae.
AUGGCACAACUACAAUCACAAUCAAACCCGAACCCAAACCCAAGACUCGGAUCACCACCACCACCCAAGACCAAAACAAAAUCGAGGCCCAGGUCGCCUCCACAAUUACAUUCACAACUAAAACCAAAACCUAAGCCAUCAUCGUCAUCAUCAUCAUCAUCAUCUCCAUCUCUAUCAACGUCAAUCUCCUCCUCCUUCGAGAAUGACAUCGAAAUUUCCGACAUCGCUUGCACACCCGCAUCAUUUAACUCUACUCCUCUUGCCCUUCUUCAAUGCACUGAAGAAUCAUCCCAGGUAGAGAAUAAUCAUCACCGCCCUAGUUUCUUUCCACUUGCACAAAAGCAUCUCAAGGAUGUAUACACAAAGUUGAGAUGUUAUUCCAAGUCUACUCAAACAAGAAUCCGAAUGUCAAAACUUGACGAAGUCCUCGAUUCUCGGAACGAUUUCCCUCAUUGUUGGACCGAAAAUAUUGCAAAUACCUUUGCAUUGACACAUUAUACUUUAUCAGAAAUUCUACCUUUGGUUCGAGAUAAUUCUUUUCUAUCGCAAAAGCGUCAAUCAUUGUCAACUUGGAAGAGAUUCGAAGAGGAAGUUUUUUAUGAUACAUUACUUCAUAAAGGUAAUACUCAACAAAUCGAGAAUACUUCGGGCCUUCCAACCUUAAGCGAAUGGAGAGUUGUAUCCCUACUCGAAAAUCCCCAAUGUCUUGGUUGUAUUGCGUUUGCCGAUGUCGACACAGAUAUGGGAAAUGCGACUGCCGAUAUCGAUAAUACAAAUAAGAAUAGCAUCGAUAACUCCUCAACCCUUCUUCGUGUCGAGUUAUUUUGUCUUUUUAUAUUAUUAGCUCGACAAAUCGAUCCUCGAAUGAAUUGUGAAAAUUAUCGUCAAUUGAUAAGGGAUGAUGAGAAAGGAAAUGGCUGGGUUACAAGAUCGGCUGUUACAAUCUUCCUUACAAAAACCCAUUUUCGAGUUGUUGAAGCGAGAUUGAAUGAAGGUACAUGGGAUCAGACUGCGCCGGUGGAAUUACGUAUUCAUAUCAGGAAGAGUAUCAGAUGGGACGAGGUGGAUGUCAAGGAUGAGAAGUAUAACGAAGAACUUUGGAGAGAGCUUGUCAGUUGGUCAUUCUUGUCAGCGGAGAAAUCUAGCGAUAAUUAA